Messenger RNA from Ctenopharyngodon idella (grass carp), 2701 nucleotides. Its product is annotated as ICOS ligand-like. The record is from RefSeq and is a predicted model, not a curated record. NCBI's taxonomy places the organism in Eukaryota, Metazoa, Chordata, Actinopteri, Cypriniformes, Xenocyprididae. Bases 479 to 1291 code for a protein of 270 amino acids. The transcript is spliced from 5 exons.
UUAACCAAGUUUAUUCUAUCUAUCUAUCUAUCUAUCUAUCUAUAUGAUUUGACAGCUUUUGAGAACAUUUAACAACACGUCAAAUUUGUUCUGACAGUGUUUAUGGGUUAAAAUCAAACAACAUUUUGUGAAACUUCAAGGUAAUAUGAAAAAUAAAAUUUACAAAUUAUUUUAACUUUGAAAUGUAUUAAUUAAUGUAUUUAUUUACUUACUUGCUUGCUUACAUAUAGCCUAUGGCAAGUGCAUUUCCUUAGCCUACACUUUCUAAAAUCACCAGGAAGUUCCAUUCAUUUGAUUACUCGCGCUAUAGCCAAUGCAGACAGUUUGGCAUGUCAUUUUGGUUUUGGGCACAGCCCAAAAAUAUGACCUAACAACAACUUUAAGUGACGGCAGUUUUAUAGCAGUUUGAUAGCAGUUCGCUGUACCAGUCUCCUUAAGGGUGCGCUUUUGACAAAAACCACAUGAUUAUCUUUGAGCGAUGACAGAGACCUGGUUUGGUGCUUUGCUGCUUAGCGUGACAAGUGUUACAUCAGUACAAGCUGAUGAAUGCAUAGUGGGAGUGAUUGGGGAGCGUGCUCUCCUUCCAUGUGUUUAUACUGGGGUAAAAAAUUUGACCUCCUUCCACAUCUCAUCUGAAUGGAGAAGAGGAAUGGAAACAGUGCACACUGCAGUCUGGAUAGAGGGACAAGUGGAUGAUCAAAAUGUAUCCAACAGUAUCCGGACUACAGUGUCAUCUUUAGCCCCAAAAACUGGAGAUUUCUCCAUGGAGUUACACGACAUACAUUUAUCAGAUACACAUAAUUACAGUUUUCAUCUUAAGCUUCAUGGUGAAAAAAGUUGCUCUCUUUGCACUGUCUGUCUCACCGUCGCAGGUCAUUUCAGCCAUCCUACUUUAUUGAGAGAGAAUGGAGUGGAUGGUGGCAAAUCCAGACUGUUUUGCAACUCUAGAGGAGGAUUUCCUGCUCCAUCCAUCUACUGGCUUGUCAACCACACACAGCGUCCUCCAGAAACAUUAGUCACAACUUUAAUAAAUACUCUACCACAGUCUCAACUCUACAACAUCACAAGUAUCCUAUCCAUCAACAUAUCAGCAGAUGCUGCUGUAACCUGUGUCAUAAAAAACAACCUGCUGAAUGAAACUUUAACAGCAACGAACUUUUUGUGUGUGAUCAGUUGGCGUUCGGUCAAGUACAUCGGUGGUACGGCUGUCAGAGCACAUGUGGGCAUUCAGUGCUGCUCUCUGUGUGGUUGUAUUCUUGCUGGUGGCUGCGUCUCUGGGUUUCCAGAGUAAAUGGGAUCAAGAUAGAAAAAGAAAGCAACACAAAUGUGGAGAUGAUUCAUCUAGCGAGGGCACUGGCAUGAUUGUGUUCGAUUUGGAGCAAUGGGCUUCCCUUCCAGAGACGGAUGUGUAACAUGGUUUGGAAAGGCAUUCUAGGUUGAUACCAUUAACUUCUGCAAUGCUUAUUCACACUGGAAAUGAUUCAGAGUUUCACUUCAUAAUCUGAUUCAGUGGAUGAAUCACCUUGAGAUGGUACAAACUUCAUUCAAGGCCAUUGGUUUAUGCUUUUCUUUCAUUGAAUAUCCUCUUUUUUCCAUACAAACAGCUAAACAAAAGGCCUUCAACAAAGUACAAUAGAAUAAAACAGGUCAAACAAAGAAUAUUAAUUUAUCUGUAUUCAAUAUACAGCUCAAACACUUUAUAAUUAAGUAUCUAGACAUGAUACACAUACAUUCUUGCUGUACCAUUAUAAGAUAUUUGGAUGAAACAUUACAUUUUCAGAUUAUUACAAAUAUCUAUAACAUGCUAUGUUGUUGGGAAAGAGCUCAAAACAACUUUAAUAACUUUACCUGUUUUUUCCAAAAUGGUUAGACAGGCUUGAGCAGAAAUGCAGAUGAGUUACUAUAUUAGUCAUAUGUUCCACUGUCAUGUUAUUCUCGCUGUUAUCUGUUAUGGGGUGCUGUUGUUACUAAAUAAAAUUAAAAUAUUUAGCAGCGCUGAAUGUGGCAGUAGGACAAUUUUAGCACCACAUUUUCAUAUAUAAAAGGUACUUGCCUUGUAAUCACUGUGUAAUACUUUAACAAUUGUAUUAAAAUAAGUGUAAAUGGAAAGCCCCAGGGAGACAACAUUUAUGACUGUAUUGUACAUAGAAUUUUAAUUGUUUAUAGCAGAACUAGUAACAAAGUACAAACUGUGAUGCACUUGUUCUUGUCAAUAAUUAAAAUGUUUUUGUUCUGUUGUAACCCACAUUAAUUCUUUUAGUUACCCUUUGUUAGAGGUUACAUGAACAUGGAUCUUAUCUGCCAUUGUCUAUAGUCCAUUUAUAUGUGCAAUAAGUCAAUGUACUAAGAAAAUACAUUGAACCAGAAAGAUGACCACGUCAUAUUGGGAACUGAAUAGCUUUCUGUAAAUAACAGUUUUAAAUAACCCCUAAAUCCCUUACUUUAAAUUAUCUAAAUGCAACAGUUAUCAAACUCACCUAUGUCAGCAAUUAUACAAAAGCCUCCUCUGACCCAGCUUUUGUCAACUUCACCCCUGCAUGAAAAGGGGGCACAGUUGCCAUGCCAACCCAUACAACAUUGCACAUAACUGGUCACUGAGCCAGAAAACACAUCUUUGGGAGGAAGAAAAAAAGCUCCCCUUCCAAUCUUUUGACACCAAGUUUCUAAUUUUUAUGGAUUAAACUAUAUAUAAGCACUGGAA